This is a messenger RNA of Myodes glareolus (Bank vole), 1949 nucleotides long. It is a transcript of the gene Ak8, whose product is annotated as adenylate kinase 8. Gene Ontology annotation, molecular function: AMP kinase activity; ATP binding. Gene Ontology annotation, biological process: nucleobase-containing compound metabolic process. NCBI's taxonomy places the organism in Eukaryota, Metazoa, Chordata, Mammalia, Rodentia, Cricetidae. The record is from RefSeq and is a predicted model, not a curated record.
GUCAGGGUUGGACCCUAAGCACCCAGGUUCACACGGUGGCUGCACCAGAAGCAGGUUUCUGGGUUCCGGUCUCCCUCAGGAGGGCCUGGGAAUCUAGGGCUGUGGACCCUGGGGCGUUGUGGGAUUUUUCACGUGAUGGCCCCUUGGGGCAUCCUUGAGUCCUUGCUCUGUGCCCUCUUGGAGCAUCCUGGGAUCCUUGCACUGUGACCCCACGGGCGUCCUGGAGUCCUUGCGCUGUGGCCCGUCGGGGGUCCCUCUGCCCUGGGGAGGGAGAGCCUACUGCAGUCAGUGCUGCAAUGGAUGGAACGGGGAACCAGAACUUGCCCCAGAGGAGGCGCGCACCGAUGACGCACAGCCUGGCGUCCCAGCAACGCGGUUACUAGGGAGCUGCAAGCAGUCCGAGAUAUGGAUGCGGCUACUGCCCCGCACCUCAUCCCCCCGGAAAUGCUUCAGUACGGGGAGGACAACCACAUUUUCGAGAUGAUGCAGAACAUGCUGGAGCAGGUCCUGAUCCACCAGCCGGAGGAACCCAUCUCCUUCAUGAUCAACCACCUGCGCCGGAACAAUGACGGCGUGCCGAAGGUCGUGAUAUUAGGUCCACCUGCCUCAGGGAAAACCACCAUCGCAAUGUGGCUCUGCAAACACCUCAACAGCAAUCUCAUCACCAAGGAGAACUUACUAAAUAAAGAGUUUUCCCAAAUGGCUGAGGAAGCCAAGAAACACUACGAGAUUUACAAGAGGAUUCCCAAUUCGAUGCUCAUCAGCCUGGUCCAGGAGCGCCUGAAUGAGGACGACUGCCUCAGGAGGGGCUGGAUCCUGGAUGGCAUCCCUGAGAGGCGGGAACAGGCGCUGAUGAUCCAGACUGUGGGGCUGGCGCCCAGGCACGUCAUUGUGCUUAAUGCUCCUGAUACAGUCCUGAUCGAGAGAAACAUGGGGAAGCGGAUUGACCCCAACACUGGAGAGAUCUACCACACCACCUUCGACUGGCCCCCCGAGCCUGAAAUACAGAACCGGCUGAUCGAGCCAGAAGGCAUCUCAGAGAUAGAAACAGCGAAGAGGCUGCUAGAAUACCACAGAAACAUCAUCAGGAUUCUUCCUUCCUACCCCAAAAUCCUGAAGAUCAUCAGCGCAGACCAGCCAUGUGUGGACGUCUUCUACCAGGCUCUGACUUACGUCCAAACUGGCCACCGAUGCAAUGCCCCAUUCACCCCCAAGGUGCUGCUGUGUGGGCCAUUGGGCAGUGGGAAGAGUUUGCAGGCGGCCCUUCUGGCUCAGAGAUACGGCCUUGUUGACAUCUGCUGCGGGCAGCUGCUGAAGGAAGCUGUGGCGGCCAAGUCAAGCUUCGGGGAGCUCAUCCAGCCGUUCUUUGAAAAGAGGAUGACAGUGCCAGACAGCAUCAUCAUCAAGGCUCUGACUGAACGUCUGGGCCAGCAAGACUGCAUCCAGAAAGGGUGGGUGCUGCACGGCUUCCCGAGAGACCUGGACCAGGCACGGAUGCUGACCUCUAUGGGCUAUAGUCCCAACAGGGUGUUCUUCCUGAAUGUGCCAUUGGAUUCCAUCCUGGAGCGAAUGACGCUGAGAAGGACUGACCCUGUCACAGGAGAAAGGUUCCAUCUCAUGUAUAAGCCUCCUCCCACCAUCGAAGUCCAGGCCCGUCUCCUGCAGAACCCCAGGGACUCAGAGGAGCACAUCAGGCUUCAAACAGACCUGUUCUACAGGAACUGCAGGGACCUGGAGCAGUACUAUGAUCAGGCCGUCACUGUCAAUGGGGACCAGGACCCAUACACAGUCUUCGAGUACAUAGAGAGCGGGAUCAUCAAUCCUCUGCCCAAGAAAGUGACCUGAUGCGUGCAGAGCCAGGAGCAAGCCCUGGAGACACUACGAUCCCCAGCCCACAACCUUUGCCAUGUGUCCCCCUUUCCUCCAGCCAAUAAAAAUGCUAGACACAA